Messenger RNA from Scophthalmus maximus (turbot), 1668 nucleotides. RefSeq names its product farnesyltransferase, CAAX box, alpha (gene fnta). The transcript has 9 exons. Gene Ontology annotation, cellular component: cytoplasm; CAAX-protein geranylgeranyltransferase complex; protein farnesyltransferase complex. Gene Ontology annotation, molecular function: protein farnesyltransferase activity; CAAX-protein geranylgeranyltransferase activity. Lineage: Eukaryota; Metazoa; Chordata; Actinopteri; Pleuronectiformes; Scophthalmidae. Gene Ontology annotation, biological process: protein geranylgeranylation; protein farnesylation. Bases 59 to 1177 code for a protein of 372 amino acids. The record is from RefSeq and is a predicted model, not a curated record.
GUGACGUUUUCUUUCCUGCCUGCCGGAACACAGACGGGAUUAAGCUAACAAGUUAGCAAUGUCAGCUGUCGAGGAAAGUUCUAACGAUUCCGUAGAGGUGAAAGAAGACAGUGAGUUUGACGCGGAGGCCGAGGACCAACUCGGGGAUGACCAUGUCCUCGACCCGACUCGAUAUAUAUUUUACAGAGACCGAAAGGAGUGGGCUGACCUGGAGCCCGUUCCUCAGGAUGACGGACCGAACCCCGUGGUGAAGAUCGCCUACUCCGAAAAGUUCUCCGAUGUUUACGACUAUUUCCGUGCCCUCCUGAAGAACAACGAGAGAAGUGACCGAGCCUUCGCCCUGACAGCGGAGGCCAUCGAGCUGAACGCUGCAAAUUACACCGUGUGGCACUACCGGCGGGUUCUCCUGCAGGCCCUGUCAAAGGACCUGAGGGACGAGAUGAGGUACAUCACUGCCAUCAUCGAGGAGCAACCCAAGAACUAUCAAGUCUGGCAUCACAGACGUAUGGUGGUGGAGUGGUUGAACAACCCCGCGGAGGAAUUGGAGUUCAUCGCCGACAUCCUCAGCCAAGAUGCAAAGAACUACCACGCUUGGCAGCACAGACAGUGGGUCAUCCAGGAAUACAAACUGUGGGAUAAUGAGCUGGAGUUUGUGGAGAGUCUGCUGGAAGAAGACGUGAGGAAUAACUCUGCGUGGAACCAGAGGCAUUUUGUGAUUUCUCUCACCACAGGUUUCUCUGAUCCAACCAUAGCGGAGAGAGAGAUUCAGUAUUGUCUGAAACAGAUCAGGAAGGCUCCCCACAACGAAAGCGCAUGGAACUAUUUGAAAGGGAUGCUGCAAGACCGAGGUCUGUCAUCUCAGCCUGGUCUGCUGGAGAGAGUCCUGGAGCUGAAAGAGACACACUGUUCACCUUACCUUCUGGCAUUUCUUUUCGAUUGCUAUGAGGAUGCCUUGGAGAACAGCAGCCAAAAGGAAAAUGUGGAGGAAGACGAACAAAAGGAAACUUUAAGGAAAGCUCUAGAAAUUUGUAAUCUUCUAGCACUGGAGAAGGACGCCAUCCGCAAAGAGUACUGGUUGUUUCUGGGACGGUCUUUAAAGAGCAAACACGGGAUCAGCGGUAACUCGGACGACCUGGAACCGUCGGUCCCGGCGUCCGGCCAGCAGGAGACGAGCUAGACCUCCAGGGGACUCGCACCAUUUUUUUCCACUCCCGUCCUGCUUCGUCAGUGCUGCCGGCAGAAACCAAUCCAUGCAGUUUGAUAUUACUGUAAAGUGCGAUCAUGUACGAUAUUGCUGAAUACGUUUCUUACAGUAAACCACUAACAUGAGGUCAGCUUCGGGUACGCAUCGAGACUGACGGUAACACUUACUGAAAUCUAAUUACAAAUGUUGCAUCAGAUGGUUUAAAACAAAAUAUCAGAAUUAUUUCCCACUGAACCGCUGUAGAAACUGACCGUAUGAUAGCGCUUAAGGAAUUUUCAUGAGGUUUGGCAGGUUUUAGUUAGAGAAUUUCUUUUUUCUUUUUUUAUGAAGUGCGAAAAAUCAUCAUGAAAGAGACUUGGUAAUGAAGUGAGAGUGGAUUGUGAAACUAAUUUACCCAUGAUAAUAAAGCAGAUGAGAGAUAAAAUGCAGCGGUAUGCUGCUGCGUUCUCAUCAAUGAAUCACAA